GGCGCGUCGCGGCUCAUUCUUUCCCCCCUCCCCCCCAAAAUGGCGGCGGAUGGCUGAGCGGGUCCUCGUGGCUUGGAGUGUCUUUUCCCUCGCCGUGCGAGCGCUCGGGUUGCAUUGCUGACAGAAGGGAAGCGGUUGUGAGAACGUACGUAAAAAUAGGAACAAAAAUAAAUGAGAACAAUGCAGAUCACACUGAAGACUCUGCAGCAGCAAACUAUCCAGAUUGACAUAGACUCGGAGCUAACGGUAAAGGCCCUGAAGGAGAAGAUCGAAGCGGAGAAAGGAAAGGACAGCUUCCCUGUGUCUGGUCUGAAGCUCAUCUACGCCGGCAACAUCCUGCAGGAUGACGUUCCCCUCAAGGAUUACAAAAUUGACGAGAACGACUUUGUGGUGGUCAUGGUGUCAAAGGCGAAGGCCCAGAACGCCGAGGCCCCCUCGCCCCCAGAGCUGCCCAAGGCAGUGAUGCAGGAGGCGAGUUCCUGUGCGCCAGUGCCUGCCCACGCAGCGAUCCCCUUCGAGUCCGACAAGGACGCUCCCCCGGAGCGCGCCGCACCCCCCGCCGCGUGCCCGUUCGCCAGCUCAGAGACUAAUGUGGAGGUCCAAGAUGAUGACCCAUCCUCUCUGCUGGUGACGGGACCUAGCUACGAGACCAUGGUGACAGACAUCAUGUCCAUGGGGUACGACAGGGAGUGCGUGGUUGCCGCUCUCAAAGCCAGCUUCAAUAACCCACACCGCGCCGUGGAGUAUCUCCUCUACGGGAUUCCCACCACACCAGUUCAGGAGACCAACCCCUCAGCACAGCCACCUGUCGGCACAAAUGCACCAGUCGCUCAAGGACCGAGUCCCUUGGAGUUCCUGCGCUCUCAGCCCCAGUUCCAGAGGAUGCGACAGGUGAUCCAGCAGAACCCCACACUGCUUUCUACUCUUCUUCAGCAGCUGGGCAGGGACAAUCCUGAGCUCCUGCAGUACAUCAGUCAGCACCAGGAGCUGUUUAUCCAGAUGUUGAAUGAGCCAGCAGGUCCGGAAGGCGAGGAGGAAGAGGAGGAGGGAGGUGCUGCCAACUACAUCCAGGUCACAGCCCAGGAGAAGGAAGCUAUUGAGAGGUUAAAAGCACUGGGGUUUCCUGAGGUGCUCGUCAUUCAGGCAUACUUUGCCUGUGAGAAGAAUGAGAACUUGGCAGCAAACUUCUUACUGAACCAGAUGUUUGAGGACGAAUGAGAUCCAGGCGCUGCUCACCCUCUCUCCCCCAGCUCAAGCACUGCACCCGUUUCACAGAAAAGUUCAUCCUUGUUUCGUCUAAUAUGUUUGGGUAGAAAUGCUAACUACAACCAACAGUAACACCAAAUAAAUAGCUGAGUGAGAGGUGUGUAAGGUGGGUUUUAUCACAAUGAGUGGCUAUGAUGAGGGUUUACAUGCACAUAAAUUCCAGUGGAAUUUCUGCAAACUUUUGUUCAAGUCAAACUGUCAAUGAUGUGCUUGCAUACAUAUGUAUGGAAUAUAGGGACCACCAGGCACAGUUUACAAGAGGGGAGCAGGGGUGUGUGUGUGUGGGUGUGUUGGGAGGGCAUUGGUCUUCUCUACAGGUGAAAGUGAUGUAAAGAAAUGGUGCUGGAGUUGUAGUGAAGGCUGAUGUCCAUACGAAGCAGAACCUGCACCAGGGACACAGGCAGGAUGAAGGAAUAAAAAGAGCAAACAAAGGAACAGGGGGAUGCAAGCAGGUGCUGCUGAUGUGUCGACGGGCUUAGAGCAGCAGGUGUAGGAGUCCAGGGUGCUGGGGAGUUAGAGAUGAAGAUGUGAUGUUGAAAAAGUAAUUUAUCUUCUGUUCCUCUGAGAAGUAUUACACAUCCAGUAUUCCAGUUGUGAGCUUGCUGGUUAAGUGGCAGUCAGUAAACACCACGGGUGGUUUCAUACACAUUUGUUCUUUGUUGGGAAAUCUGGUUGAAGUUAGGUGCAAGUCAAUGUGCGGUUUGUGAAGAACCACAGAGGUUGAGGCAUCCUGUGUGAGGGGGAAAAAAGCUCGGGCUGCAGUGCUGAAGCACAAGAAGUGCACAGCUUUGUGUUCGCUUAUUUCAAACCUGUAACAGGAGACUCACAGUCUGUGCUGUUAGAGGACUGCAAACCUCUUGUUAAUUUAUGGAAGAAUAUGCUGGGUAAAAUAUGGAAACCCAUAAGGUAGCAGAAAAGUAAGACCAUCAUGUUCAGGGAGUGGAUUGUUAUGUAUUUUUGUUCAACACAAUGGCUUGAUGUGUUAUAUUUUUUGAUGUUUGCCAGGCAGGGAUUUAACUGCUCCUUGAGGUUUUUAUAUCCACAGCAAUUACAGUUGUGUGAACUCUUGUUAUAAAUGCUUUCUUGGUUUGUUAAGCUUCAAUAAAUAGAUUUAUCUUUGGUCAUGA
Molecule: messenger RNA, 2393 nt
Organism: Scleropages formosus (Asian bonytongue)
Lineage: Eukaryota; Metazoa; Chordata; Actinopteri; Osteoglossiformes; Osteoglossidae
Gene: rad23aa
Product: RAD23 homolog A, nucleotide excision repair protein a
Exons: 9
Coding region: 172-1218 (348 amino acids)
Biological process (GO): proteasome-mediated ubiquitin-dependent protein catabolic process; nucleotide-excision repair
Cellular component (GO): cytosol; nucleoplasm
Molecular function (GO): damaged DNA binding; ubiquitin binding; polyubiquitin modification-dependent protein binding
Source: RefSeq, a predicted model, not a curated record